AUGUCAAUACAACCCACGCUCAGGCGUGUCGUUAAACCACAUGCACACAACAUACACUCAUUAUCCACGAACAAACAAUGUCAAAUCUUUCAACUCCCCGAUGGCCGUGCCCUAGGAUAUGCCGAAUACGGAAACCCCAACGGCAAACCGCUGCUGUACUUUCAUGGCUACCCAUCAUCGCGCAUAGAGGCCGAGGCUGUAGACGACAUGGCCCGACGCUGCGGUCUACGACUUUUGGCCCUGGACCGUCCUGGAUUUGGUCUAUCUACGCUUCAACCGGGCCGUAAGAUGCUGGAUUGGCCCGAAGACGUGCGCGCAUUUGCAGCAGGUGUCGGCUUAGAGCGUUUUGCGAUCAUGGGUCUCUCUGGUGGAGGGCCCUUUGCGCUUGCUUGUGCGUAUGCGUUGCCGAAGAAUAUGGUUUCUGCUGUCGGUUUGUUUGCGAGUGGUCCGGCCUGGGAAGCUGGUGCGCAUCAUAUGUCGUUAAUCCGGAGAAUAAUGAGCUCGAUGUCCAAGUACUGGCCGACGGGGCUUGGUAUAGUGCUCAGUCUCUGUGUACGUGGGCUGCGGGCAAUAGCAACCUCAAACCCAGUAACGAAGAGAGUUGAUGUGUGGCUAGAAGCCGAAAGUAAGAAAAAGGAGGAGAAACAGAAAGGCGAAGAUGCAGAAACCAGCGAACAACAACAACAACAACAACAACAACAGCAACAGCCAAAAAAGACAACAAAAGAACGCAGAGAAUACCUCUUGCGUAUGUUAAUCGAUGAGCCAUUUUGCCAAGGCACCGCUCCAGCAGUCCAGGAAGCCGACUUGCUAUCAUCCCAAAACUGGGGGUUCAAGUUGGAAGAUGUCGAUUUUGACCCCGUUCGUAUAUGGCAUGGCGCAAAAGAUGGGAAUGCACCCAUAGUAAUGAUGCGAUAUAUGGCAAACAAACUGUCUCAUAGCAUCUUGCACGAGUAUGAGAAUGAUUCGCAUUAUACAAUGUUUCCCCUUAUAGAAGGGGCGAUGAAGGAGCUUUCAGAAGAUUAUGACGCACGUACUCCCAAGGCAUCAGCAUCAUCUUCUUCGUAA
Molecule: messenger RNA, 1068 nt
Organism: Talaromyces rugulosus
Lineage: Eukaryota; Fungi; Ascomycota; Eurotiomycetes; Eurotiales; Trichocomaceae
Exons: 1
Coding region: 1-1068 (355 amino acids)
Source: RefSeq, a predicted model, not a curated record